Molecule: messenger RNA, 1493 nt
Organism: Drosophila kikkawai
Lineage: Eukaryota; Metazoa; Arthropoda; Insecta; Diptera; Drosophilidae
Gene: TSG101
Product: tumor susceptibility gene 101
Biological process (GO): endosome to lysosome transport; protein modification process; protein transport
Cellular component (GO): ESCRT I complex
Molecular function (GO): ubiquitin binding
Source: RefSeq, a predicted model, not a curated record
AUACUAUCGAUAGUGACAUUAGCUAUUUAUCUUUAUCUUUUAUUAUUACCUUCGAGUGCUACAAGUAAAUUUUGUAAUUUAAUGCAAUAGUCGGAAUACGGUCCUAGUUUGCCAACCAUAACGCGAUAAUGCCCGCGGUCGAGGAGACACAAAUCACAAAAUAUCUCUCAAAGUACAAAUAUGUGGGAGCCACGAAGAAGGACGUUAUGGAUGUGGUCACGACGUACCGCAGCUUGACCUACGACCUACAGAAGUUCAUUUUCAACGAUGGCACCAGCAAGGAUUUGUUCACCCUGCAGGGCACUAUUCCCGUGGUCUACAAAAAUAACACCUACUACAUUCCCAUCUGUAUAUGGCUGAUGGACACGCAUCCCCAGAAUGCACCCAUGUGCUUCGUCAGGCCCACGGCCACCAUGCAGAUAAAGGUGUCCAUGUACGUGGAUCACAAUGGCAAGGUCUACCUGCCGUACCUGCACGACUGGCAGCCGCACUCCUCCGACCUGCUGUCGCUAAUCCAGGUGAUGAUCGUCACCUUCGGCGAUCAUCCGCCGGUCUACUCAAAGCCUAAGGAACAAAUUACAUCGCCAUAUCCGCCGAACUCUUUCAUGCCUCAGCCGGGAGGACCGAGCGGCAGCAGCUCGGCUCUGCCAUAUCCCACAGCCGGCGGCAACUUUCCGCCGUAUCCCACUGGCUCCGGUUAUGGACCCUAUCCGCCUGGAGGCGGCGCAGGUUUCCCUGGACCAGCGGCCGGACCCUAUCCGCCCUAUAUGAAUUUCCCGCAGCCACCCGGUGGUAGUGGUGGCUACCCACCAGCAGGGGGCUAUAACCCCUCAUCCAAUGCCAGCUCCACGGGCACCAUUACCGAGGAGCACAUCAAAGCAUCACUAAUCAGUGCCGUAGAGGAUAAACUACGCCGUCGCAUCCAGGAGAAGGUUAAUCAGUAUCAGGCCGAAAUCGAAACGCUGAAUCGCACCAAACAGGAGCUUGUGGAGGGCAGCGCCAAGAUUGAUGCCAUCAUUUCGCGACUCGAGCGCGAACAUGUAGACUUACAGAAGAACAUCAGUGUGCUGAAGGACAAGGAGCAGGAGCUGGAGAAGAGCCUGGAGGCGCUGGAGAGCGCCGAGGCCAUAGAUCCGGACGAGGCAGUGACCACCACAGCGCCGCUAUACCGACAAUUACUUAAUGCUUAUGCCGACGAAGCUGCCACCGAGGAUGCCAUCUACUACCUGGGCGAGGGCUUGCGCGGCGGUGUCAUCGACCUGGAGACCUUCCUCAAGCACGUUCGCCAGCUGUCCCGCAAGCAGUUCAUCCUGCGGGCCACCAUGCAGAAGUGCAGACAGAAGGCCGGUCUGGCCGGGUAAAGAUGGCAGCGGGGGAAGUGUGUGCACGUUUAGACGAUUUAUAUGUUAGCGUUAAUAUAUAUAUUCGACAUUGUUUUAAGCGCAAAAUUGAAUCUUUGAAAUUGAAAUUACAAUAAACGUAAAUAAAAAGAA